Messenger RNA from Drosophila ficusphila, 1751 nucleotides. RefSeq lists its product as uncharacterized. The coding region runs from base 381 to 1142 and encodes 253 amino acids. Lineage: Eukaryota; Metazoa; Arthropoda; Insecta; Diptera; Drosophilidae. The record is from RefSeq and is a predicted model, not a curated record. The transcript has 5 exons.
CGACGCGACCACAACGUAACUCCAAGAUCGGAUCGGAAUCGGAAUCGGAAUCGGUAUUGGAGAUCUUAUAGUAUAGUAUAGUAUAUAGCCAGGUACUUACCAGGUAGCUUUGGCAACCGUCGUCACGUGAUCGUGUCGCGUUCGUUCUUUCUGCUCGUCAUUCAUCUGUCGUCUAACUCGUCGUCUAACUCGUCGUCCAACUUGUGCAAUCCACCUGUCGAAUAUCGGAGAAUAUGUCUCGCAUCUGGAUUUGUGUACCGAGCUCUUAACGUUUGUCUGCAGAAGUCGCUAUCGAAGUCGUUUAGAUCCGCGAGUGCCUGUCGAUCAACUUGACCUUUCAGCUCUCAGAUCAGGAAAUUGUCUACAUUCCUACCAUAAAAAUGUCUUCCACAUUUACAAUCUGGCCAAUUGCUUUAAUAUAUCUUUGCCUGAGUCCGGCAAUAAUAGUUGCCCAAGACUCGGAGUUUGCGGCACGCAACCACAAGAAACGCCAAAUCUAUCGGGAACAAGUGUUGCCACAUGCGGGUGGCAAGAUCCCAGACACCGCUUUCGAGACGGAUCGCUUGUUUCUGAACCGCCUGCAAAAGGAGGGAAUCGCAGUGCCCGAUGGCAUUGUGCCCGAGCAGCGGAGUCCCCAGGUGUACCAGUACUAUAACAAGCCGAUGCGAACGGUCUUCCACAUCGCCCUGAGCUCGGAUGGGAGGUACACGCCGCGGGAGGGACGAUACCACUACCGCCAGGUGCCCACGGUGGAGACCACAUACCUGUACCCGCAGGCGGUGGGUCGCCAGCACGUGGUGGUGCCGCCCAAGCACGGCCUUCCCGUCUACCGACAGCUCCAGUUGCACAAUCCCCUUCUCAAUCAGGUCAAGUUGCAGCCCAAGAAAAUGCCCAAUUUUCUGGAACUGGCGCCCUCGGUGGGCAAGAGCCAUGCGAAUCCAUUAGCCGGAUCGGCCAAGGCGCAGUCUUAUCAGAAUGUGAAUCUCCUCCAUGGUCACAGUCCGGUGCUGCCGGCUUUCAAGAAGACCGCCAAAGGCAGCAAGACCUAUGUGGACAGCUAUGGCACAACCCAUCUCUUCAGCGAAUUUGACGACCUGCUGAGCAAACUGGACUUGCAUCAACAGACCCGCAAGAAUUAUUAGUUUUAGUGCUUUUCACAUGCCCAAAUUUAGUAGAAUUUAUGGAUGCGGCAUUUCUGUUUAUCUUUAGCCAAGAGUUAGGUUUACAAGUGGUUCGUAACCAUUGUCUAACCAUGUGCAUAUCAUUUCAAAACUUUUGCCAUACGCCCCCUCACCGAUUAGUGCAUUUCCAUUCCCAUUCCCAAGUUUGUAAUCCAUUCAUGCCCAGCCCAUACACAGAGAGAAAUAUUGUAUUAAAAUUCAUCACCACAAAUUAUUUUUUAAAUUAAAAGAACAUUUAAAAUGUAUAAUAUUUUUUCGAGUAAUUCUAAACUUAUUAUUUGUGAUUAAAGCUUCGCUGAACAGUUUGUUACAUUUCUUUUAUCUAAGAAUUCUUUUAAAAUAUCAGCAUCAUUAUUUGGUUUUUGAUUAAAAGGAUUUUUUGGCUCUCUGUACCAAGUUGCAUCCACACAUCGCUUGCUAACCCAUCCAUCCACAUAUUGUACCGUCUUAGCCAGGCCAAGCGAUAUGGGAAUUCAUUCGUAUUUAGCUAGUUAAGCGUAAACAAUUUGUAUCUUGCAAAAUAAACCCAGCCCGUGCUGCAUUGUACUUUCCCACAUCAGUCAUAUAUGA